Vitrella brassicaformis is the source of this 1651-nucleotide messenger RNA. Lineage: Eukaryota; Vitrellaceae. The record is from the annotation of a GenBank genome assembly.
GCACGAGAGCUUUUCACAAACAGCCAUAACAGUGACUGAAAAAAGUCGUCAAAGGACUGGAAAAGGUCGAAUCAAGAGUGUCAGCAAUCGAACACAAAUCACAAAUACAAUGAAGAUCGUCAAAGAUGUUCGUCCAAAUAAGUGCACAACCAAACAAGCGAGCAGCGAUGCAGCAACCCCAGCCCCAUCCUAUUCCCUCACAUGUCACUGGACAAUGAUUGUCUCUGCACUUUGACUAGGGGCCGCAUCAUCAUAGACCACAUCCAUCCGCUGCAACGUCUCAUUCACGGGCAGCCUGAUAACCACAGCACACUCUCUGUCACAUUGAUGUCUCCCUUUUUUUUUGCUGUGGCGUCAUGUGUUUCCCUCACCACUUCAGAGGUGGCUCCACAUUCUCUGUCUCAUCACUGUAGUCAACGUGCCUCCACUGCCAUCGCCGCAAUUCAUCUGUCACAGGAUUCCUCACGGACGGGUGCACGCUCACGUCUCGCAGUGUCACAUUCACACACGGACGGGCCUCCGAAUCGCACGCCAAGAAGCCGGGGAAGAAGUUCGUGAAGGUCCCGGUCAAGCGCUCGACCAGCACGUCGCUGAUGCGGACUGACUCUUUCUUCGGGGGGCGUCCGUCAGGCUUCCACACGUGCGGACCCGGGUGAUCUGACACGAAAGGAAUGAAAAGGUCAGAAGGUCGAUGCGCUGGAUGGGCAUGUGUUGUGUGUCUGACCUGGGUAGAACUGAUUGAUAACGACUGCCCUAUCGACGUGGUCCAGCGUGAUGUCGCGGUAGGUGAUGUUGGAGACAGAGCCGACUGACCCAGGCCACGUCUUGAUGCGAGCGCCCACCUCAGUGCGGUGGCACUUGAUUCGCUGAAAGGUGACGUCAUUCACGAAGCCCCUCGUGCCUUCUCUCCGGCCGCCGAUGGAGCCGAUCGUCACGCCAUGGCCGCGACCGAAGACACAAUCCUCAACGAGGAUCUUCUCUGACCCACUCUUUAUCUGCAGGCAGCACAAACACACAAAGGGACAGUGCAGAUGACCAAGUGCACGUGACCUCUCCGUGUGUCUAGUGUUGGCUCGCUUACCGCCACAUUGUCGUCUCCCGUGCUGAUAUCGGCGCGUCUUAUCGUCACGUUAUAUGCCCUCAGUGUCUGAAUGCCGUCGGUAUUCGGCGACGAGUCUGGUGCGCGGAUCGUCACGUCCUCGACCAGAGCGUGCCGGCUCUCGUCGAUGACGAGGUUGAACAUGGGUGAGUCCUGCAGCCGAAGAUUGUCCACAAUUACCCCCUCACACCGACGGAACACCACCAACACUGGCCUAAAGAAGUUGGCAUCGGCUCCGCGGUUCCACGCGUCGAACACCAGCUGCCACCAGGCCGGGCCGUUGCCGAUGACGCUCCCCGGUUCGCUGCUGACAUCAGGUCGAAGGGAGCUACCAGUGACGCGGACAUUCGCAGACUCCUCGAUAAGUAAAAACGCUGGUGUGCUGCCGAAGGGGUACGACGGCCAUCUCGUGGGGUCAUGGAAGGCCUGCAAGCUGCCCUCGAUUCGGACAGUCAUGUUGACAGCGCUGCCGACGCGAAUGGGCAGAGUGAAGAAGUCCCCAUCUGGGAUGUGGAGAGUGCCGCCAGUCUUGCAUUCAGCGAGUGCAUCCAU